UCUCGCGUGAUUGCGAGUUCCCGCGAGAUUACAGGCAGAUUAAAUAGGAGGAAGAAGAGCGUGUUGUUUGUUUAGGUUUUUCGCUGACAAAAUGGGGACUCUCUCCGUCUCUGUCUGUGUGUCGGGACUGCUCGUCCUCUUUGCGUGCACAUCUGCAUCUACAGAUGUGUUUGAGAGCGUCUUGGGAAACACAACAUCGUGCCACAAGUCGUGUGAAAUGACAUACAGUCUGCACACGUACCCACGGGAGGAGGAACUCUAUGCCUGUCAGAGAGGCUGCCGUCUGUUCUCCAUUUGUCAAUUUGUUCGUGACAUCGAAGAUCUCAAUCAGACGAAAUCUGAGUGUGAAUCAACCUGCCGUGAAGCCUAUUCCCAGUCUGAUGAGCAGUACGCGUGCAACCUGGGCUGUCAGAAUCAGCUUCCAUUUGCUGAGCAAAGACAUGAGCAGUUGGAGGCCAUGAUGCCUAGGAUUCACCUGUUGUACCCCCUGACUCUGGUCAGAGUGUUUUGGGAGGAUGUGAUGAGUCAGGCCCACAGCUUCAUCACCUCCACGUGGACAUUCUACCUCCAGGCUGAUGAUGGCAAAGUUGUCAUUUUCCAGACUGAACCACAAGUCAAGUUUUUCUCCCAGUUUGAGGUUGAAAAAGACUUUAGAGAGGAGCCACAGAAGAGCUUUCCCGGAUUGAGCCCAGUUUACAAGGACUACCAUCGCACUUUAAUCCAGGAGAGGGACAGAGACCUGACCGGGGACCGCAGCUAUGAUGAAUACAACCUCUUCAACUGUCUUUCCAGGAACCCAUGGCUACCAGGGUGGAUCCUCACCACAACUCUGAUCCUUUCUGUGCUAGUCCUGAUCUGGAUCUGCUGUGCCACUGUGGCAACUGCAGUAGACCAGUAUGUACCGGUUGAGAAAUUGAGCAUCUAUGGUGACAGGGAGUAUGUAAAUGAAAAGAAACUAACUCCAUAUCCAGCAUCCUCCCUGCUGAUCAUUACCUCCAAAGGGUCAGAGGAAGAGGCCGGGCCGCUCCCUUCCAAAGUCAACCUGAGCCAGUCUGACAUCUAGAAGCCAAAGCCAUAGCAGAGAAGGGAUUUCUUCUUUAAUGAAUAACAUUUGGUUGUUUUUUUUGAUAUAUAUUUUUUUUUUAUCCUCUGGAAGACAUUCUUGGGCAGGGUUUCUCGCGGUCUAAACAGGAGUAAAUAAUUGCAGAAGAUUUUGUAUAACUGAUGUAAAGUCUGGUCUCCCUUGACUGCUUUUAAAAUUGGAGUGAUGAAACGGUAUUUUUGUCUGUAUAUUGGUUUAAUGAGGCAUUAAAGUAAUCGUAAAAUAGGUUUUGGGUAUUUUUUUUCAAUUUUGAUGUGUGAAUUUGCCCUCUGUUGGUGUGCCUAUUUUUCUUGAAUAAUGGUUAAAUGAAAUGCUUGUGAUUUUAACCCAAACCCUUUUUGUCAUAUAGAUUGUGCUAAUACGGCAUACUCUCUCUCUGUACGUUCUCAUGUUUCUACUGCAAUGAUUUACUGAUAUUGGAUUUUACAAUAAAAUUCUAUGCUCUUAAUCUCAAUUAAUAGUGACGGUACACUCAGUAGGUGUUUCCUGCUUCACUGUUGUCUUUUCUCAUGAUUGAUUAAAUACAAUGG
Anoplopoma fimbria (sablefish) is the source of this 1632-nucleotide messenger RNA. RefSeq names its product transmembrane protein 59 (gene tmem59). Gene Ontology annotation, biological process: positive regulation of autophagy. Lineage: Eukaryota; Metazoa; Chordata; Actinopteri; Perciformes; Anoplopomatidae. The coding region runs from base 92 to 1063 and encodes 323 amino acids. Gene Ontology annotation, cellular component: late endosome; lysosome. The record is from RefSeq and is a predicted model, not a curated record. The transcript is spliced from 8 exons.